Cyprinodon variegatus (sheepshead minnow) is the source of this 3182-nucleotide messenger RNA. RefSeq names its product tetratricopeptide repeat protein 7A-like (gene ttc7a). Gene Ontology annotation, biological process: phosphatidylinositol phosphate biosynthetic process; protein localization to plasma membrane. Lineage: Eukaryota; Metazoa; Chordata; Actinopteri; Cyprinodontiformes; Cyprinodontidae. The record is from RefSeq and is a predicted model, not a curated record. Gene Ontology annotation, molecular function: protein binding. Gene Ontology annotation, cellular component: plasma membrane. The transcript has 20 exons. The coding region runs from base 91 to 2646 and encodes 851 amino acids.
AAAGCUUUCCCAUUUAUUCCUCCUGCUUAGUCCGCAGUUACUCCCAUCGUGUCCGGGGACUACAGCCACCAGCAGCGGGACAGAGCGGCGAUGACGUCCCGGGUCUCCUUCACGCAGAUCCGGCUGGAAGCGGAGCUGGAGCGCUACCGGGCCGAGUGCCAGUGGGGCAAGAUCCUGUCACUGGUGGAGCAGAUGCACGCGGCGCGGAUCCACGAGGACGAUGAUUACGGCACCCUGCUGAUGGCUGAGGCCCUGCUGGAGGAGUGCUUGCUGGAAAAUAUGGAUCUGUUGCGCAGCUCAACGCCUUUAAUGGACAAAACUCAGGCCCGACUCUCCAAGGCCAAAGGCUACCUCAACACCAUCCUGAGCCGAGGCCGCCUCACACCGAGGUACUUAAAUGAGGCUCUGCUGCUGAUGGCCAAAGUGCACUACGUUCAGGGCCGGUACCGGGACGCCCAGGGAAUGUGCGCUAGGGUGGGACUGGAGGAGCUGACUCAGGAUGACCAACCAGUCUACCACCUCCGCUUAUUGGCUGAGGCAUUUGUCAUUAAAGGUCUGUCUCUGGACCACCAGACGCUGUCGGCUGUGUCUCGCAUUCGUCUUUCAGAGAGAGAGGAGGAGAGUCUGUCCUGCUUUCUGAGGGCGUGUGAUGCAGCUCUGUCCUACCUGCAGGAGCUUGAUAAGAUGGUAACCACCCCCCAUGCCAAAACCACCAAAGGCAGCCUGCUCUCUGCACCUGUUGAUGUUGAUCUGGGCUUCUUCCUGCAGGCAGCCCUGCAGAGUGCUUACCUCUGUCUGCUGCAGAGAGGUCAUCUUGCACAGGGAGCUCACCAGCUGCGUAGGGUGCUCAGGGUGGUGGAGUCACGAGGGUCUCAGAGCUUCAGGAAGUGUGCAGCCAUGAAACUAGCACAGGUGCUGCUGAGCUCUGUAAGUGAGGACAGCUACUGGCCCCCGCUUGGGCCCCCGCCUGCAGUCUGGCUCCAGAGAGAAGGAGCAGCCGCCUCCAAAGACGCCAUGUACCCCACCGUUAAACCACCACAGCGUUACGGCACAGAUUGCUGCUUCUGUCCACAGGACGUGGUGGAGGAGGCAGUGCUGCUGCUGCUCAUCACAGAAUCAAUGACCAGCGGUGAAGCGGUGAUCAGCCGCCUGCCCGACCAGGCCGAGGCUCGCCAGGCCAGCCUGCAGGAUGCCACCUCCGUCUAUGACCUGCUUACCAUUGGCAUGGCCAGGAGGGGGCAGUACGCCAUGCUCUCUGAGUGCCUGGAGCGAGCCAUGAAGUUUUCAUACAACGAGUUCCACCUUUGGCACCAGCUGGGCCUGUCACUCAUGGCGGCCGGAAAGUGGGUCGGUGCUGUGUCUGUUUUUAAAGAAUGUGCCAGGAUGAGACCAGACGACCCUUCUUUGCCCUUACUGGCUGCUAAAAUCUGCAUCGGCCAACUGCACUGGUUGAAGGAGGCAGAGAAUCUGUCUCAGAGUGUGGCAUCGAUGGGAGAAGAGGCGAGGGAAUUCCUUCCCAGGGCCUACCUGGCUCUGGGGCUCAGCUUCAGUCUUCAGGCCUCUGAGGCCACUCUGUCAGCUGAUCGAAAUGAGUUAAACAAAAAAGCCCUUCAUGCAUUAAACAAAGCUAAUUCCUUAGACCCCCAGGAUGCUCAGAUUUCCAUGUACCUGGCUCUCCAACUGGCCCUCGUACGCCAGGUGUCAGCAGCCAUGGAGCCUCUGCAGACGGCUUUAUCUCUGCGUCCAGAUGACUUGCUCUCCCUCCACCUACUGACCCUGCUGCUCAGUUCCCAGAAACAUCACCGCCACGCCCUAGACACCCUGACCCUGGCGCUCAGUCAGCAUCCGGAUAACUUCAAUUUGCUGUUGACGAAGGUGAAGCUUGAAGAGGCCAUGUUUGGACCCGCUACAGCCCUGCAGACCUGUGAGGAGAUGCUGCAACGCUGGCAGAGUCAGCAUGAUGUCAGUCGCUCCAGUGAGACAGAUGACAGCAGCAGUAUACCGAUGGCUGAGAGGUCAGAGGUCAACCCUGUUGUCAGGAAGCCCUCCAUCCAUCUAAACCUCCCUGACUUCCAGGACACCUCCACAGGAUCCCUCAGCCCUCCAUCGGUGGCAGUGUCCCGUCUGGAAGCAGCGCUGUCAGAGGUGUCAGACCUGAGCUCCACCCGCCGUCAAGGACCUACUUACAUCUGGGCCACUCUGGAGCGUAUCUGGCUGCAGGCUGGGGAGCUAUUCAUGGCAGACGGCCGGCUAAAGGAAGCCCAGUUCUGCAUAGCGGAGGCCAGCUCACUCUUCCCCAACUCCCACUCGGUGCUCCUGCAGCGGGGCCGCCUGGCUGAGCGGAGGGGCCAAAUGGACGAAGCCAAGGCACUGUACGAUGAGGCCCUUGCCAUCCAUCCAACGGGAGAGCACAUACUGGUGCAAAUGGGUCGCCUGCUGGUGAAAACUGGUCGUGUUCACCUGGGUGAGAAAGUGCUGCGUGAUGCGGUUCAGGUCCACAGCACCUCCCACGAGGCGUGGAGCGGCCUGGGCGAGGCUCUGCAGGCUCGCAACUCCAGCCAGGCUCCAGACUGCUUCUUGACGGCCCUUGAAUUGGAGGCGUCCUGCCCCAUCAGGCCCUUCACCAUCAUCCCCAGAGAGCUCUGAAGAGCUUGGCUUAGUUUUGUGCAAAGUAUUUAGCGUUUCGAUAAGUUAUAUAACACUCAGAAAGAAAAAAAAGUAUUCUCCAUUUAAAUCUAAGUUUGUUUUUAGGCACAUUACUGUUUUUGGUGUUUUGUUUUGUUUGUUUGUAAUAAUGGAAAACUUUAACCUAUUAUUUUUAUUUAUUUUCUGCAAAUACCCUAAUUACCAGCUAUUGUGUGAUCUAUAUGUGGAAAAAUCAAUUAGCUUAAUUAUAAAACCUGCAAAACACAAUUCCUACACCGUAGUUUCUUUAUUGAUUGUUCAAUUUGAUCACAUAUUAAGUUUCAACAUGUUAUUCUUGUAGCAUCAUUUUCAAUCAAUCUGCUGGGUGUAUACAAUUUAUUUGGUUUAAUGAACAAAAUGGCAUUAACCUUUAUCAUCAGAAGUGACAUUUUCAGGCUAAGUAAACCUGUUUAGACAUGUAUUUAUUACAAGGGUUGUAAUUGAAACUUCACCUCACAAGAUGUAAUCAAGCUAAUUUUAACCAAAACUUUUGUAAA